Molecule: messenger RNA, 546 nt
Organism: Klebsormidium nitens
Lineage: Eukaryota; Viridiplantae; Streptophyta; Klebsormidiophyceae; Klebsormidiales; Klebsormidiaceae
Source: the annotation of a GenBank genome assembly
AUGGCCGGCAUAAUAUUCUCGCUUGUAGUUUAUCAGAGGAUGAUAUCUAUAGAGAAGGCUGCGUUGUAUAUCGUCGCCCAGGUCAUAGGGGCGAUAUGCGGCGCCUGCUACGCGAGGCUCGUGAGCAAUUGGGACCUCUACGACGCGGGCGGCAAAGGAGUCAAUCACGUCCUAGAUGGACACGCCCUGUGGCAAGCCCUGUUGGCGGAGAUACUGGCGACGGCUUUCCUCGUAACGGUCGUGCUCAACACUUCCUACGCCGCUACCAAGUUGUACGGACACGCUCCCAUCGCUAUCGGUGGCGCGGUCCUGGUCUGUCAUCUGGCACUCCUUCCCUUAGACGGCUGCUCUAUAAACGUCGCGAGAUCCCUCGGAACGGCGGUCGCAUCCGGGAGCAACGAUCGGAAACAAUGGACUCACAUCUGGGUCUUCAUCGUCGGCCCUCUACUGGGAGGAGUCCUAGCCGGGCUCAACCCUCUCUGGGUCGAUCGCACGCUCGAACCCACUACCCACGUUCCAGCACCCGCGCCAGCUCUGACGGCAUGA